Molecule: messenger RNA, 3049 nt
Organism: Aedes albopictus (Asian tiger mosquito)
Lineage: Eukaryota; Metazoa; Arthropoda; Insecta; Diptera; Culicidae
Biological process (GO): regulation of transcription by RNA polymerase II
Cellular component (GO): nucleus
Molecular function (GO): DNA-binding transcription factor activity, RNA polymerase II-specific; RNA polymerase II cis-regulatory region sequence-specific DNA binding
Source: RefSeq, a predicted model, not a curated record
GCGGCGGCGAGUAGGUAUGCAGGCAACACAAGCAGUCAGUCAGUGCUUGCUUUCGAGAGUUCAGGCUAGCGAAAGGUGGCUUAGUUUCCUAGCGAAUGCCGAGCUGCCAAGUCGUGGCAAUUCUAGUUCUCUCACCAGCAUCGAUAGUGGUGGUGGGUCCGGUCCUCCAUUAACGGUAUUGUGUUUGAACAAGUGCCUCUAUAUCCCGGUUUCAAGCGCUCUCACCUGAGCACAUGGCCUAUUCAAAUUUCGGCGGAAAAUAUCUACAUAUGCUCACGUCAUCUAAGCAUAGAUUUUGAACGAAGGUGACGGGAUCGGGCAUCAUCGUUAGGGAAACCCCACUGAAUCAGUGUAAUAAAGUCGUGAGCUACGUGUGUCGUUCACGAGCGAAGUUCACCUCGCAAAGGAAAAUUAGUUUCAAUGACAGAGAAUAGUGAAUUGAGUGGAAUGCAGUUGUGGUGAUUGAAUGCAAUUUCGAAUGCAUUUGUAAGCCAUAAUCGAUCGCGCAACAAUCAGUGAUGCCUUUCGCCGAAGUCAAGUGUUCCACCCGAAAAACGCGCCUUGAGUUGCACCGUCACUCCAGUGGGUAGAUGCAAGAUUCAUGUAAUCAACGGCGACGCUCCGAUGGUGAAUGAAAGAAGAGGAAAAUAAUAAUUGCCACGUUAAAUAAUUUUUCCGAGCGCACCGACCGAGACGAAUAGGCUAGAAAAUAAAGUGUGCAGUUUUUCGUUAGUGAGCUCUGGUGAAGUGCCUUUGAGGAGUAAAAGUUUGUGCGGUUUCGCGUUUUCGGCCAAUUCCCAGCGCAACUCCGGGGAGCGUCCAUUUUUCGGCUGCCCCUGCCCUCCGGUGGUCAAGUGUGUCGAUUCGACUGUUUUUUGGACUGGUGAAAAUGUGCCUUCGGAGCGUGUCCGAUCGAAACCAGCUGAUAUUGGCCAACUGUUGUUGCAGCGUCGGCGGCGGUGCAGUCGAGUAAUUGUGUCUCUAAUUCCCCCAAAUCACACUCUCUCUCGCGGUGGUGGCAAUCAUCUGUGCAGUGUCUAGCGCAGAGAAACGUACCGCGAGGGAAAAUCCACCCCAGGCCCCGUCAAGGCCUGAUAGCAGCAGUACUGACUGGCAAGUGCGAUUACUAAGGAAGAUCGCUACGCCAAGAAGAGGAAGCGGCAACCCACAACAACAAUCUGUUCAAACAUUUACACAACCAUCCGAGCGAGCGAGCGAGCGAACGAGCAGCAGGUCCCUCUGUUGAGUCGGAAGAAAACUCGAGACUGAUUGAGCCGAAGUUCCGUGGAGAAAACACGGUCCAUAUCUGCGAGGCGCAACGAUGGAUAGCGUUAUGAGCGAUCUGCUACUGAACCCGGAGGAGUGGCCCUCCAAUCCGGACGACUUCAUGGACCUGUUCCACAUGGACACGAACCUGUUGUUCAACGAUGGUUCUGCCGGGUCGGUUGGCGGAUCGGACGACAUCGCGUCCAGUUUGCUCAACAAUCUGCAGAAUGUGUGGAUGAGUGGGGAACUGGGCGGAUCGUUAAACGACGGCGGAGUAGUUGAUGGGAUCGACCUGCACGGUCAGGUCAUGUCGCCAUCGUCGUCGCUCGGGUCCGAUCAGGAGUUUCAUGGGUUCCCCAAUGGUAACAGCAGUGGAAGCAGUAGCAACGGUUUUGAGGAUGACUUUAUCAGCGGGUCACCUCAUGCCAUGACUGGUGCCGCCAGACCGAACGUUAAGAUGGAAGUGGACGAAGCCAUGAACGAGUUUAGCGCUUUCGAGCGAAACGUCGAGCAGCAGGCCCUCUCGUCGGCCGCAUCGGACAGUGGACUUUCGAGCGAUAAUUUGGAUUUUGACCCAACCGUAGACUACGAGGCCCUCAGUCCCGCCAUCUCAUCACCCGGACCAUCCAUUAGCGAACGUGGCGGAUUGAAUUCUCCACCUCGCUAUGUCAAACAACCGAUUCAGCAACCAAUCCAAAAGCAACAGAUCGUAGUUCAACAACCGGUCCAACAGCAAACGCUUGCUUUACCGGUGACCGCAACUCCUCCGUCGGCCGCGACAUCAACCCUAACUAAAAAUGGCAAGGUGUACCAAACGGUCAAAACUGUUGUUACCAGCAGCGGUACGCAGAACCGGAAGAACCCCACAAAGGUUAUCGUUGAAAAGGUUACCCCAGAAUACGAUGCCGGUACGAUACUGAGCAAGGAUCAACUGCACACGACAACACAGCUGGCCAACGGAAAGGAAGUCAAAAUCUAUCGCGUUGCAUCGCUGAAGAACGGUCAAACGGUAAACGUUGCUUCCGGUGCCAAUGCCAACAAAAAAGUUACGUUGCAGCUCAAAAAUGGAGCUUCUGCUAAUACGGUUGCAACUAAAACCGGAGGCACGGUUUUCCUGAACAACAAAAGUGUGGUUUUGUCUUCUGCACCGGGAAACGGCCAGACAGCAGUUCGGAAAUUUAUUCGCGUUCAGCAACAGCAACAGCACAAUGGACGUCCGAUCUUGGUUCCGGUUUCGAUCCAGGACUUGCGUACCAUCAAAAUCGUGAACUCGGCCAAUCUGAAGCCCAAAUCGGCUAAUAUCAAAUUGGCCGCGGCCAACCUGCUGCAGCAAUCGAAGCAAGGGCUGAUCCAGAAGAACGUUGUCCUCUCCAAGGAGCAACUGAUGGUGGAUGACAGUGAUGCGGCGCAAACUUCGGACAGCGAGAGUUUCGUGUUCGAGGACAUCAUGCAGCAAAGCAGCUCGGUAAUUGAACAGGUGGAGCGCCAGCAGAAACAACAGCAGCAGCAGUUGUCCAGCGAUUCGGAUGCCGACAUGGACCAGGAUGACGAUUUGGAUGGGGACGACGAUAGCUUGACCGGCGGAUCGAAACAGAAUGCAUCCGGAGGUUAUCAGAAGCUGGUGUUGACGACGGAGGAGAAACGCUUGUUGGCCAAGGAAGGCAUUAGCCUGCCCACGAGCUAUCCGUUGACCAAGCAUGAGGAGCGGGAACUGAAACGGAUUCGACGAAAGAUUCGCAACAAGAUUUCCGCUCAGGAUUCACGCAAACGGAAGAAGGAAUAU